CCAUCAUCUUCUUCCCUCUCUCUUUCGCGUGCAUUUCCCUUCUCUCUUCCUCCCUCCCUCAACCCCUCCCCGACGACCAAUCCCCCAUUCUCGAAACUAUCCCUCAUUGUCUUCCCAACCCACUGCUUCUAAUCCUUUGUCCUAUUCUAUCCUGACCUCGCUCAUCGAAGACGAUUCGUGCCGCCCACGAUGUAUCGCGACCUCGCCCACGCUGUCUACAAGCGCGGGGAGUCCGCCACGAACGGCUAUGAAGUGCCCGCCUGGGGAUGGGGCGUUCUCCUGCUGGACAUCGUGCUCUUCUUCCCCUUCAUUCUGAUAGUCAACUACACUCUCCAGCAUGUGUUCCCGACGCUCGCCAUCGUCGAAGACCCGUCCCCUCCGGCCUACGAACCCGUGUCGCUGAACGAGGACACCCAGUCCUUCGCCGAAGGCAACGCCCCGCUCGCCGACGAGAGCGCCGCCAGCACCCUGCCGCAUGCCAUUACCUCGUCUCUCCGCAGCACCUACCGUACCUUGAAAGCCAUCAGCGGUUGGCGCUCCCUGUUCCGGGGGUUUGCUUGCUGGAUAGCCAUCACCGUCGCUACCAGUUUCAUCUACGGAAUUACGGCUGGUACUUUUGUGCCCGCCCUCGUCGCUGCACCCAUCUCUGCCGUCGCCCUCGUUCAACUCUACACGACCUGGACACACAUCGUCAUCUCGGCCCCGAGCUCCAAGACUUUCUGGCAGCGCCUCCCCCCCUUCAAGAAGGCAUUCCAGGCCACCGCUCUCCCGACUUUUAUACACUUCUUCGCCAUUGCGCUUAGCGCCUUUGGCCCCAGGAUGCUUGCGUACGGCAUCGGCAUGAACAUCCCGAACCCCAAGCAACCCGGAGUCGUCCCCGAAGCCGACAAGAAUGACAUCUGGAAGGGAGUCUUGGUGUUGCUCCUCGCGAUCGCCUUAAACGUCCUCCUCGUUAUCCCCACCAAGGUCAUCCUCACCCGCGUGCAGGCCUCUCUUCUUCCCGAUGAGGACGACACUAUUGUUCCUUUUGACCGUUCGUUCCAGGGCAGGGUGGAGCCGGCCGUCGUCGGCGGCAAGGGUUUCGUCACUAUCAAGGACGCGUGGCGCUCGUUCUCUCGCGAUUCGUGGGUGCGCCUCGUGAAACUCUAUGUUAAGAUCUUCGCGGUUGGGAUCGCCCUUUCCCUCGUCUGGCUCGCGGUGAUCAUCCCUGAGAUGUUCCUCAUCAUAAGCCAUAGCAAGAAACUCGAGUAAGCGAGGGGAGCCUACUGGCUCAACUAGCGCAGCCCACGGCCUCGCAGUUGUCUUCGACAUCGGCUACUUCGUUCUCCUGCAAUAUUGCCUAGGUUCCAGUCGACCUAGCCUGGACCACGACGGCUCGGGCUUCCCGGAUCGGCCGGAAGGGGUGGAAUCGGGUGCGGCGUUUCUAGUGGAAGCAAAGGGCAGAUUGUAUUUUAUCUCCAUCUCCUCCGUCAACGAUCCCGUCUUGCUAAGAUCGAGCGGCGAGACGACGAGAGGCCUGGCCAUAUGACGGAUUUGGAUUCGUUCAAACCACGCACACCGCAAAAUCUAUAUAGUCUUUUCAGUUGCAAUACCUAUAAUCGGUCGGAAACGACGGCGUGUCUGCCCUCUUGCACCCGUCUUGGCGUGCGUCCACUCGAACCCAGCAGAUCCAAUACAGACAAGUAUGGAUAUAUGCCGACAUUGAUGGUGCCGAAGUUACACUUACCAUGGCGUUACGCUAGUCCAAUAGAAUCUAUCUCUCGAAGCAUAAUGAUUUAUUUAACUAUCAGUAUUUCAGAAGAUCUUCUUUUCUAC
Messenger RNA from Durotheca rogersii, 1815 nucleotides. RefSeq lists its product as uncharacterized. The coding region runs from base 190 to 1251 and encodes 353 amino acids. Lineage: Eukaryota; Fungi; Ascomycota; Sordariomycetes; Xylariales; Xylariaceae. The record is from RefSeq and is a predicted model, not a curated record. The transcript has 2 exons.